This is a messenger RNA of Brassica rapa (field mustard), 10141 nucleotides long. RefSeq names its product protein SRC2 homolog. NCBI's taxonomy places the organism in Eukaryota, Viridiplantae, Streptophyta, Magnoliopsida, Brassicales, Brassicaceae. Gene Ontology annotation, biological process: defense response. The record is from RefSeq and is a predicted model, not a curated record.
UAGCAUCAUGGGCAUGUAUGGUUUGUACCAUAGUACAGCCAAAAUGUUCAACUCGAAUCUCUCCAAGAUGAAGAAGACCAAAGCAAAGCCAGAACAGAUGUAUUUGAGUGAUGAGAAAGGCAACACAAUCCUCUUUGGUUUUGCUCGAGUUUCAUUCAGAUGAAACAACAAAAGAUUCUGGGACUAUCCUAAUAAGCACCUAGACACAAAAGUAAAGCAAGAAAUUUUUCGAGUGAGAUCAAUACUCAGCACAGCAAAGGUUUUACAAUGUUUGUUUUGAGCCUCCGUGGGCCGCAAGCUAUUGGCUCUUUAACCACCAUAAAGCUAGAUUUCACAUGUUGUGUCGUUUCUUAAAUUGGAGACAACACCGCAUGUCGUUUAUAUUUGGUGGAAGGAUUCGCCGUGCCGUUGGACUAAGGCUAAACUGCGUAAGGACUAAGGACGCACUUGAUUAAUCUCAUCAUAGCAUUAUUAAGAAAAUUUGUUUUAAAAUUGCACCUGCUUGACUUUAAUGCAAAUGAAUUUGAUUAGAUUUAAAAAUAUUGAUUAUCAAAAAUUAAAUUUUCGCAUACACUAGUGUAUGUUUAGUACUAUAUUUUGAGUCUCUGCGAACUGUUGACUUAGUUUGAAAAAAGCUUGAAUCACAAGUUUUAAAAAUUUUAUCGAGUCAUGGUUUCUAUGUAGGAGUCAUGGAUUAGGAUUAGACAGAAUAUUUAUGAGUCAUCUAAAUAUAUGUUACCUAAUGAGAGUAGUAAUUAUCUUAACUUGUAUAUAAGAAAAUGUCAAAUUGUGAUAAAACUUUUUAGAGAUUGUUUAGAGAGAAUCUUAGUUUUGAAUUAUUCUCUAACGUUGAAAACUUUAUACCUUCUCGUCACACCAAAUCCAAACCAAUGGGCAAAAUAUUUAUUGAAAUCAGUUUGAUAUCAGCACGACAACUUCUUGUUGGAUCCGGAUUUGGAUCCUCACUACUGAAACACCAAUGGUUCGCUGUUGGAUGGAUCGAUCCAAAAGAUAAAUACUGCACCACAAUCGAUGAUUCAAGAUCAGACAACCCUCUUUGGAGAACAAAGUUCAUUUCUUCACUCGACGAUGAUGGUGAUUCCAAGAUUCAUGCCUUGCACGUAGAGGUUUAUAGCAGAGAGCCAAUCUUCUUAACGAAGAGGCUUCAUGGCUCUGCUACUGUUCCCUUGAAGGAGUUUCUUGCUAUGUAUAAGAACCAGAGUUCUUCUAGUUCUGUUUUUGAGGAAACCAGAAGCUAUCAGCUCAGGAAGCAGAACUCAAGUAAGCCUAAAGGACUUGUUGAUGUGUCGGUCCGUGUAUCUGCUGAAAGACAAGACUUUGGAGGUUUUACUGGAGAUUUUGGAGGAGUCAUGCUCUCUAACAACUCAAGUUACAUGUCCGGUUCAUCACAGCAUCCAUUUGCCUCAUUGAACCAGCCUAACAAUCCAAACUCAUUCUCAGCCCCGCCAAAUAACCACCACUCACCAAUGCCUAAUUUUCUAACGAGCAAUGCUUGCCCACAAAUGCAACAACCUUACUAUCCUCCUCCACCGAUGCAGCAACCUUACUAUCCUCCUCCUCCACCAAUGGAGCAACCUUACUAUCCUUCUCCUCCACCGAUGCAGCAACCUUACUACCCUCCUCCACCUAUGCAACAACCUUACGAUCCAUCUGCACCAAUGCAGCCACCACCACCACCAGCAGGCUACAUGCCUUCAUACAUGUCGAGGUUGGAGAACGCUGUGAACGUUCCAUCAUCCUCAUCAUCUGGAGGAGCAGGAAGAGGAGCAAGGCCUGGACCAGGACUGGGAGCUGGUGCAGCUUUUUAUGGCAAGGACUAUAUCUCAGGAGCAGAGCCGGACGGGAAGUUUUCGGGGCCCUAUACAAAAUAAAAAAAAAUUACUGAUGAAUUAUUUAUUAUUGAUUUAUAAAUUUUGCAAGUUUCUUUUAAAACAAUUAGUAUAAAAUUGAUUCAAAUAUCAAUUAUACCAAUAUAAAGUUUAUCUAAUAUUUUAUAAUCAUUUCCAAAAACUAAAAUUUUAUAAAUUACAUUUUUACCUACUUUUUUAAUGAAUAUUUAUUUUAUAUACUAUUAUAUCAAAAUUUAUAUAUACAUAUACAGAUUUUUCUGUUUAAAGUGGGGCCUCAUAAAAUGGGGUCCUCAUUCAAAUGUUUCAAAUAAAUAUGUCCAAGCCUGGCUCUGGUCAGGAGGAUUCGACUUAUCUCUCCCAAAUAUUUCUAUCUCAAAUGGCUCCAUUUCCAUUGAUACUCCAUUGGGUCACACUCUUGAGUUGUAAAAUGGCAACAAGGCUUGUGAGAUUAUCUGAAAAAUUAUAAGACUAUAUAUGUAUUUGAUAUGAUAAGAGGUCCCAUUUGGUUUCUUAGGGAAUUUGAUCGAACUGUUAUUACUUUCUAUAUGGUGUUGUUAGAAUAUUUACAUAACAUGAUGUUUAUUAGCAAAUUAAUGGGUAUGAAUCUUGACAUGUAGCUCUACGUACAUAGUCCCUAGCAAUAAUAAUGUAGGUCCUACACCAUUUUCAUGUAAAAAAAAAGUUUUCGAUAAUAACCAAUGAAAAUUAAUUUAGCAAAAAAAAACCAAUGAAAAUUAAAUAGGAGAGGACUGAGGCCUUUGAUGUCAGGAAACGCCCAGAAGAAAAUCUUAGGCUUAUGUCUUACCUUAGAAGACAGAAACAUAUGGACCUGAAAAAAGUUAUAAGUCAUGCCAUAGAUCCAAAAACCGAAUUUAUAUUCAACUAGUAUAGGGUCUUUUCAAAAUUUGCAUUUUCGAAAAGUACUACACUUGUAUAUCAACGGAGGUUAUAAAAUGACCCGUAUACGAUAGAUUAAGAAGAUUAAUUUAUCUUAUAAAAAUUAUAUACAUAAGUUAAUGUUUUCAACCAUUCCAAAAACUAAAUCGAGCUUAUAUACCACCAAAGAAAAACCUCUAAGGUAGAUAAAGUAAUAUAUGUAGUAUUGUAUUGAUCUUUAUGAAAAUGAGAUUAGGUACAUUGAUAUUUCACGAUCAAUGUUCAAGAAAUGACUAUGAAGUUGUUAGGCGUCUUAUAGAGGACCAAUGAUUAUACGGACGCAUAUACCGAUUUUUUUGAACUCUUUUGAAAAAAUAUUUAAUUCAAACCCAAUUUGCUGACUGGGGGGAUUCUACCUAUACACAGACUAAACCGAUUUUAGAACAUUGUUCACAGUACAAUAAUUUCAACAGUAACAGUAAUGGUAUUAUCCUUAUAAAUUAAUAAUCAUUUUGUAGAUUAUAAGUGCAAUAGAUUUGUUGAGCUUUUAUAAAUGUACUUUUUGAAACAUGUUAAGGUAUCAUAUAUUUGUAAUAAUUAAUUAGCAAAACCAUUUUGCAUUUUUUUUAUCAUGCAUGUAUUCUUUUUUGACAUUCCCAUUUCUCAAAAGAAAAACACGUAAAAAGAUGAUACAUUUUGUCCGUAACCACGGGCCUCAACUCAAAUUUAUUCUAAAAACCCUAAAUUCAGACAUAUUGUUUAUUUGUUUCUUUCCUUCGACCAAAUGAUACUAUGAUGCCCUUUCUCUUAAAGGUAUUGGUUAGUUGGAGCUCACGUGAUGCUGGAUUAUCUGUAUUAUUAGUUGUAGACCCUGCAUGAACCACUUGCUGCGUUUCCAUAUCUGUAUUAUUGUAGGAGAAAUUUACUCUCAGAGACACAUUCCAAGUUAUGAAUUACUCUCAUAGACACUUUGGCCCAAGUAGACACUUUCUCUUAAUAAAUUGUCAUAACUACCCCUUAUCUAUGUAAAGAGUAACUAUUGGAUAAGUGUUUAACUAGAUCGUAAAACCAAGAAACUAAACCAACCGAUUUUCUCAUUUUCAUUAUAACGAUUAGAAAACUAGUGAGAAAAAUAAAAAAUUUCGAAAUAUAAUGAAAUCUUUUUCACUUUUGUAAGACAGAUCCCCUUUUCAAAAUCGAUUACCCCCAAACAUGAACCCUAAUUUUAGCUCUUCACCAACUUCUACUAAAACCACAGAUCGAUCCGAAUCCUAAUCCACUUUUUCAAAUUCGACAUCUCCAUCACUUUGCUUUAUGUCUCCACCUCUAGCUUUUGUUCGAUCUGAAACUGGUCCGCCAACUCUUCAUACUCGACCAUUGGUAAGUCACACCAUGAAUUCAGAAACUCCAAUCCAUUCUCAAUUAUGACUCUCUGUUCCUAAUUUCAUAGAUAUAUCUAACAGAUUCAUAUAUGGUAAGUUAAUUUCUUGUCUGAUUUUUUAUCUUGGUUCAUGAGAGUAAAAACAGUGGUGGAGGUGGCUACUCGAGAGGAGGAGGUGGUGGUGGAUGCCGUUGUGGUGGAUGUGGAUACAGAAGUGGAAGACGUGAGGAUGAAGAGCUGGUGGUGAUUAUGGAUGUCGUGAUGGUGGAUGCUAUGGUGGUGGAUGUUGAUACGGAGGUGGAAGACGUGAGGAGGAGGAUGUGGUGGUGGAUGCCGUGGCUGUGGAUGCUGUUGUGGUGGAUGUGGAUACGAAGGUGGAAGAUGCGAGGAGGAGGAAGUGGUGGUGGAUGCCGUAUUGGUGGAUGCCGUGUUGGUGGAUGUUGUGGUGGUGGAUGUGAAUAUGAGGUGGAAGACAUAAGGAGGAGAAGGUGGUGGUAGAUACGGUGUCCACAGAAAAUUUUGUAACAUUUUCACAUCCACAUAAACUGUGUCUAGAGAAGUGUGUUUGACCACUGAAUUGUGUCCAUAGAAAAGCUUAAUCGUUGUUUCAUGAUAUUGAUGAAUGAUGAAUGAUUUUAUAAAAAAAUUUUACUAGAUGACGAAUUAGAUCCAUAAUUUAUUGAUUCACAAAAAAAUUUCUUCUUUAUUCAAUUUACAAAUAUCUAAAUCGAGUAUACAAGAAGUUAAUAAACAAUUCUCAUUUUCUUCUUAGACAGACAAAGAAGGCAAUUAUUUUCUAUAACAUUCGAUAAAAUCAUGUUAUCAAAGCUUCUCUUGUCUACCAAUUUGUUUGUCCACGUAUAUAGUGUCCACGAAUUGUCUACGAGAAACCUUGUCCAUGAGAAUUCAUCUACAAAAACUCGUCCACAAAUCAACACAUCUCCGGAUCGUUGGAUCUGCUUUUUUUCAAGAUGAUCUGACGUUCACGAUAUAUUCUCAUAAACUCAUAUAUCUAACUUUUUGUUUUAUUGCUUUAUCUUUUAUUGCAAUUACAAGGUAACUGGUUCUUUUUCUCUUUAGUAAUAACCAAGGUUAUUUCCGUCUCAAUAAAAACAGCUGGCAGGAAAAAGUGUGUCAAAGUUGCUUUGUGUCUUAUAGAGUAAACAAAACUCAGAAUGUGUCUUUUUACGUAAGUCUCACUUAUUGUAGACACUGAUGAACCACAUAAUUACCUUUGAAAAUAAUAUUAAAAUAACAACUCGAGAUAGUGCACGAGGUCUAUAUUUUAAUCACAUGCGAGUUUUAAACGAUGUACUUCCAAACAUAAAUUUAUUCUAUUGUCGAGUUAUUCAUCAUGAUGUUACAAAUCGAUUUCUAAUUACCUUUGUUUUUGUUUUGGCAUGACCGGUCUAUAAAAACUAGUUCAGAAUAUGCAUUUUAUAGGAUUUAGGCGUAACCCGAUUAGGUCUUUGUGUGGUUGUGAGCCAAUAAUUGACACCAAAAAGUCGGAAGCCAAUUAUUGACCCAAAAUAAGUCGCAAGCCAAUUAUUAACCCCGAAAUAAAGUUGUGAGCCUAUUAAAACAACUGUCGGGUAUGUAAAAGACAUUUUACUUGACCAGCACACGUUCAUAUUUUGAUAGGACUGGCUAGCUGGAUUGACCCUUCCAUAUUUUGCUAACACUUUAUAUUAACCAUUGAGUGAUUUACACUCAGGACGGUGAGUGAUUUAAGCAAAGGACGGUGUGAAGUCUUUAAAAAGGACGAUGUGAAGUUGUUAAGCAUUCUAUGCUCCAUCUCCAGUCAUCGGGAAAAUACAAAUUAACAAGUACAAAAGUUACUUAUUUUACAAAAUACGAAUAAGGCAAGAAAACAGUUCUCUCCCCAUAUUGUGUCAUUUCAAUUCCCAAAAACAAGAGUACACGUCUUUAAGAAAAAUGAAAAAAAAAACCAUCGUAAUUGUAUCUAUAACUUAGGGGUGUAUAUAUCUUUGGAAGAAAGCUUGUAAAUAUGACUAUAUAUUCUUUGAACACAACACUAGCUAGUGAGUAUUGAUAGGUUGUUUCACAUAAAAUUCUAAAUCAUACGGUUAAUUAAGUUACAUACUUAUGUUCCUUAGUUAAAUUCUCACAGCUAGAGAGGUAAAUGCAAAUCCAUCCUAUUCAAUUAAAUGUCAGUUUUGCACUAGUGAUCGACGUGUCUAAAAUGCAAAUAUAUUAUGAUAUAUUAUGACAUGAGAAAACUGAAACAUGUAGAGAAAGAAGGAGCUCCCUUCAGUCCAAACACAGAUAAAGAAGGAUGAAAAACAUCUCCCGCAUCAUUCACACAGUCACUGUGGCCUAAAAUUUCUUGUCUUUUUUACCACCAGUGUUUGGAUGGAUGAGUCGGCAGAUAUUUCUACUCUCUUCUUGUUCUAUCCAUGAUUGGACUGAAAGAAUCUCCUUCUAUAUCUAUCUUGAUAUAGUUCCCUACAUACACUUGAAGCACUAAAGGCAAGAUUUAUAUAAAAGCAACUUUGGGUUCAAUUGAUUGUACGAAGAACAAAUAAGGCAUAGUUUCAAACACAUGCACUUUUAUUUUGUUUAUAGCUAUCCCGCGAUAAAAAAGACAUGUGACCAAGACAUCUGCCUAUGUACUUAUAAUUGAACAUUUGGUUUGAAAUGGUAUUUGCAUGUAUUUAUAAAUGCAGAGAAUGCCAACUAUGAUAUAAGUAUAUACAAAUAUUUGUAAAUGGGAAUCAACUUACAAGGUUUGGAUGCUGAGAUUUAUGUUUGAAACUUCACAGGAAGCAAGAAGUCUUACUGUACAAGAAAGACUACUGAUGGGUCUUGUCAAGAAGAGGCUGCCAAGAGAGGACAGGGGACGAACAGCUCAUCAAACAUUGAAAUCAUAAACAUAUUUUUAAUGCUUUUUCUGUUAAAAAAAUUAUAUUGUUUUGUGAAUGAUGUAAGCUCUGUGCAUAUGAACAGUCCUCAUAUUAAUAACAAGUUAACAACAUUAAUAAUAACCACUUGAGUAAAUAUAUGCAUUGGCAAACGACAGGUCUCCAAAACAUGUGCGAAAAGAUUCCACCAUACAUUGCAGAGCAUAAUAACAUAAAACAAGAAAAUAUACAGAAAGACAACAUAAUUUUUUGCCUUAAAAACAUAAUUUUGUUUGACCAUUUGGUAAUUAUAAGCCAAGGUUAUUCAAUUUUCUCAUGAGAUCCUCAGUUUCUGGAGAGUUUUGUGCAAGAGAUCAGGGUCCAAAAUCAUAGAGAAGUUGCUGUUUUCAAAUACAGUUACACAAUAAAAAAUCUAUAAGGAUUUAGAAAAAGGUUUCUUCAUCAAUCAUGCAUAAUAUGUGUCCUUAAUGACAUUAUUCUUGAAUCAUGAUUUAGACAAGGUGAAAAAACCUAAACACAGAAAUGAAAAGACUAAACUUUUAUUUUCUUGUGGGCUAUGUAUAAGAAAUAUAUAUUGGAUCUAAAGUAAGUUGGGAUCUAAGGUAAGUCGUAGAUUUAGUAGAAGAUCCUAAGAUGAAGUCAAGAAAACCCUAAAACCGGAUUUAAAAAAAGUCAAAGAGAUCGAUCUCAAGCAAAUAAAAACUAAUGGUAGAUGUGAUGAUAAGAAAACACUUACAAUAUAUGGAUCUUGAGAUUCCAUGACCAGCUCAGAUUUUUGGAGCUGUCUGAAAACCCUAACUUGCUCUCUAUUAAUGACGAACAAUAACUUAUAUAAAAAGGAGAAGUGUGGAUAUAACUACACUAGUACCUAGCUAGGUUUUAGCAAGUAGUGGUUCAAAGAAGUAACAAACAAAAGAGAUGGUGAUAAUGAUGAUAAAUGAUGAAUGAUGGUGGUGACGUUGGGUCAAUGAGAGUCAGGGAAAGCUACCUGUUUCUUCAUCUCUCACCAUAUCUCACAUACAUGAUAAUGUAUGAUAUUAUGAUAUAUAAAGGAAGAUGGCGACUUGUAUAAUUUUGUGUUAUUUUUCAGGUUUUUGCCGAUUGAUUUUUGAUGGGAGAGAGCUAAUAAAAGGUUCAUCAGCCAGCUUUUUAAGGUUCUUUAGUUUUAUAUUGGAUCAUAUUUAAUGAGCGGUGGAAGAACUUGAGAAUUAAGAUAAUGUUUUUUAGUACCUAUAGUCUUUUUUAUUCGAUUUCUUAUUCAUUUUAAGCUUAGAUUAACGAGUAGACCAGAGAUGAAACAUGAGUAGCUAGAAAUCAUAUUAUUGUACACUUAGGAAUCAGGAUGAUUAGUGUAUCUAUUAUAUGACUGGUCCCCAAAAAUAAUGCUACCGUUGUCUUUAUGCAUUCAAGAAUCUCGCAACCUCGUGAACACACAUUUCUCCCAAAAAAAAAAGACAUUUCUCCAAGUGAAAAAUAUAUAAACACCCCAAGUAUUAAAUACUUUCAAAUUUAGUCAAAAAGUGUAUUAAAUACUGAAUAUGUUUUGGAAGCAUUCAAAACUCAAAAGUUUUCAUUAGUGUGGAGUCAUUUAUUUCUUGCAUAUUAAACAUAAAAUACUAAAAAAUACUCUGAUUCUUGAAAAUACAGAUUAUGUAAUAUUUUAAUACAUAUAUAUACAUGUAACCUUCUAUUUACUAUAUAUUAAUAUAUUUUUAAAAUUUAUUUUUAAUAAGCCAUAUAUGAAAAGCACAUCUUAAGCAGAUCCAUAUAUUCUAACUUAUAAAUUCAAAAUUUUAGAAUCCCAAAUAUUUUACUGAGUCCUAAUUAUACUUGAGAAACUGCAAAUUAUAUUAUCAAGAGCUAAUCAAGUUAUUUACAAAAUAGUCAUGUUUUUUAUGAUUGAUAAAUGAUGACUAAUAAUUAAUAGUAACAUUUCAUAUACAUUCUUUUUGUAGUGAAUCUUCGUAAUCUGUUCAUUCAUAGCGCUUAUGCCAUAAGAAAGAUAAUGCAACUGGUCGAUGGCAUGAUACUACAAACAAACUUUAUACGACCUCUCAUAAAGUCACAUAUCAACCAUAUGGUUGUGUAAAGAUUCACAUAUUAUUGUUAUUUAUAAGAUUCGUGAUCGUCACAUAUACUUAGGUAAAAAAGUAAAGCAGCAUACAAAGUUUCAUGGUCUCAGUGAACCAAAAAGAUAUAAAUGGGUGUGUGAUUCAUACAAGAUUGAUCCCAACUCAGAUAUAAAAAAGAUUACGUCAAGUCCUCCUUCCUCUCGGAGCAGGACAACCAUUGUCUGAGUUUAAACAACCACAAGAAGAGCUUUAAAAUGACGAAUUUACCCCUGCCAAUCUGUCAUCUGACCGACCAGAGAGUAGCAGUGGCCAGUGGGCAUGGAGUUUUGAACUUUCUUACACUGUGGGUCCUUUGUGUUGUGCUUGUUUCUUCAUUCAAGAAGACGCGGUAAGUAAAAAAAAAGGGUCCUCCACCCGACCCGACACGAAUCAACCCGGGUUCUAUAGGUCUAUUAUGUCUAGCCUAGGACUGAGUGUAGCAGAUUAGAGAUGUUAUUAGUUGGUCAUAUAAAUUUGGUGAAUGGGAAGGAAUAAUAGGACUGUGAUAAGCUUCCAAGAAGUUUAGCCGCUCAGCUAUUAGCUAUAAGUCUACUAUAUAUCUAUCUUUAGGACUUAAUGUGGCACAUUAGAGCAUGUUGUGAGUUGAUUAGAGCGUAGUUUAGCAACUGGUGAGUCUCUCAUUUAUCGAUCUUGUGGUUUGUUUCCUCAUUAUGACAUGAAGCUUUUGGUGGUGCACAUUCCACCAAAAGUCAUUCAGUUUUGUAGUUCUUUCAGAAGUGUUUGCAGCAAGUGUGUUCCGAAAGAGUGAUGAAUGAAGGCUUCUUGGUCGGUGGUUUGGUCUGCAAGUUUUAACGCCCCAUGCGAAGGGGCUUCAGGUCUUGCUCAUUUGACAAGUAUAAAAGUUUCCGAGCUCUUAAGCUCAGCAAUCUAAAUCAUUAUCACAGCUCUCCUUAUGUUCAUAUUGAAAUAACAACAUACAAUUAAAAGCAAAAUGGGUUCUCUUUUCUGAUUAAUUUGGGAGUGUAUGAAAUUUUCUUGUGUUAUAACAUUUGAGAAGAC